This is a messenger RNA of Lacerta agilis (Sand lizard), 1331 nucleotides long. It is a transcript of the gene FKBP7, whose product is annotated as FKBP prolyl isomerase 7. NCBI's taxonomy places the organism in Eukaryota, Metazoa, Chordata, Lepidosauria, Squamata, Lacertidae. The record is from RefSeq and is a predicted model, not a curated record. Bases 121 to 789 code for a protein of 222 amino acids. Gene Ontology annotation, molecular function: peptidyl-prolyl cis-trans isomerase activity; calcium ion binding. The transcript has 4 exons.
GAAGCAACCCCGGGCCGCGCCCCUCUCGGCUCCCGUGACGUCGAACAAUGCUAGUGCCACGCAGCCCCGGCGAGCAGCGAGGCAGAUCCCGCAGCCGCGAUCUUCUCUGCUCCAGCAGCUAUGCACUUCGCCGCGGGGAUUUGUUUCUUCCUCCAGGCUUUCGCCCUCGUAACCCUCCGGGCGGACGGGCAGAAGAAGGAGGAGGGCGCCUCCGCCGACGAAGUUCAGAUGGAAGUCGUGCACGUCCCCGAAAACUGCCAGCCGAAGAGCAAGAAGGGGGACCUGCUUAAUGCCCAUUACGACGGGUACCUGGCCGGGGAAAAGUCCAAGUUCUAUUGCAGUCGAACACAAAACAACGGCCACCCAAAAUGGUUUGUCCUUGGUGUCGGACAAGUAAUUAAAGGUUUAGAUAUUGCAAUGCUGAAUAUGUGUCCUGGAGAGAAACGGAAAGUGAUCAUACCUCCAUCGCUCGCCUAUGGGGAACAAGGAUAUGAACCUGCAAAGAUUCCACCUAACGCAACACUGAUCUUUGAGAUUGAACUGUAUGCGGUAACACAAGGACCCCGCAGUGUUGAAGCGUUUUCUCAAAUGGACCUGGACAGUGACAAAAAACUCUCAAAACAUGAGAUAGAUCAUUACCUGAAGAAGGAAUUUGAAAGAGAUGGCAAGAAACGUGACCCUUCCGUUCAUCGUGAUGUUUUGCUUGAUAUAUUUAAAAAGAAUGACCAUGAUGGAGACGGCUUCAUAUCUGCCAAGGAGUAUAACGUCUACCAACACGAUGAACUAUAACAGAUCAUUGCUUUAAAAAAAAAGUCUGUGUGGCAGGAAAGGGGAAUCUGCAGCCCUGCCAAUGUUGUUGGACUCCUGCUCCCAUCAGCCCAAAUCACCUUGGCCAAUGAUCAGGGAUGAUAGGGGAUGCAGUCCAAUAGCAGCUAGAAGGCCACAGGUUCCCCAUACCUGUUUUAUGGACAUUUGGUUCAGAGUCCAGCAGUUCCUCCCAUGCGCACAUGGAGCUUUCACAAGGACUUCCCCAUGCCCUUCAGUGGAGGGGACACGGCUUCGUUACCCACUGCACUGAAGGUAGUAUGAAAUCCUGCUAGUUGAGGAGCCCCAAAUACACAUUGAAGUGAAGGUGUACCUGUGGAAAUGUUUGUAACCAAGUACACAGCUUUUUGUGAUUACACUUUAGCCCUGUUUGAUUUCCCUGGGACUUGUCCAUUAGAUUAAUGGCUUUAACCAAAAUGGAAUUUCUUUGUCACAUAAUAUUUCAUGUAUGUUGGUUGAGGGAAAUUUUUAUACCUUUUUAUCAUGAUUAAAAAUGUUACUGAAAU